CCCUGUGUGGUGCUUUAAGUUGCAAUUUGAUUCCACAAACUGACAACUUUUCCAAAUAACAGGAGAAACGUGCAUUGCUUCAAUCAGAACUAUAUUUGAAGAAAACUCUAUUUUUCUUCGGGAUACAAUUUGAAAUCGGAACCAAACAUGAGCCGUCACGAAAGAGUGAUAUCUCUGCCGAAUCUGUCAGGGGGGUACUCACUGACCCUCUCUUCCAAUGGUGCAAACACACUGGUGAUUCGACUGGUCCCUGAUGGGCCGGACAACAGUACUGCGGUGGAUGCUGGUGGUGGCGGUACUGGAGGAGGAGGAGGGUUUGGAUGUGGGGAUGUGAAUGCGAAUGAUAGCUUUGACAGUGGUUACCAAGGCUACACGCCCACUCGGAAUAGGAACACUUACCAUGGCUUCAAGAAUGGGUUGAACAAAAUGAACAAUGGAUACUAUUCCUUACCGAUCCGCAAGAAGAGCAAAGCGGACUACGCUGAUUUGCAGGAAGGUGAUCGUGUUUUGUCGAUCAACAGUAAGUCGGUACGGAACGCAGCCCGUGAUGUCGCCAUGGCUUACAUCGACGAGGCCAACGACUCGCUCGAUCUCGAGAUCGUCAGAACAAGAAGUGCCAACCCAAGAAUGCAAGACAGACAGAUGAACAUGCAGAAGAAUCAAGAUAAACAAAGUUCAGCGGACCGGCGGAUGUCAAACGGCAGCAACGCAGUCCGUAAAGUGACGACGACAACGACUCGGAUCAAGACGACGAAGGAUGGCGAACGACUUCAGGAGACGGUGACGAAGACGGUGAUGGAAUCACUGGACGGCGAGACACCGAAAACCGUGGCGCAGACGACAUCGGAGCGCAAUGACAUGGCGGGACCCGUGCGAAAACAGAUCGGAGUGACAGAGCAUACAGCUCCCAUCAAGAUGGAUCGUGGGAGACGAACCAGUGACGUCAUCAUCACUCAUCCACAGAAACCAACGACCGAUCGACCACGAGUAUCAGGCAAUGUGAGUGUAGGGCAGCCAUCCACUAUCACCAUAGACAAUCAACACAAGCAAGGGACAUGGCAGGCGACACAACGCCAACCAUCACCGGCCAAACAACAACCCGUCUAUCAACAAAUGCAACAACCUCAACGUCAGCAACCGCAGCAUCAACAACAGAAACCAAAGCCCAAAUUCGAGAUGCCCAAACCGAGCGACAACCCGCGCUAUGCGCCUCCGGGUCCGAAAACCGGUUUCGCCCUCCAGUUCCGGCAACCAGCGCCAGUGCAGAAGAGUAAGAAGCAAUCAGCCUAUGAACCGGUCAGCAUCAUGCAAUCCAAGCCUUCUGGACGGGAACUUACCAUCACAUUUGCCAUGCCAGAUGAAAAUACAAAGGUGGACUUCGGUAGCCCGCCGGAAUCACCGAGCGGUAUGUCUGUAGACAGUGGUGUACCCCCCGAGUCACCCCUUAAGGAAGACAGUACAGAUGUCUACAGGGAUCCGAGUAUCAUCCUCCGGAGUCUCGCUAAGGACCAGCCUCUAGCAGAGCGAUUACAGCGGCCGUACUCGGAACCAGCUGGAAGGGUUACCGAAGAACCUGAAGUCUCUAUUGUCGAGAAAAGACGGGCGUGUAAAACGAUCGCAGACCUUCUCAUGUUUCCCAAGAACAAGCAGGCAAAAGGUGCGAGGAUGUUCGCAAAGCGUCGUAAGCGAAGUGCCAGGUACACCAUCGAGGCGACCGGACAGAAAGAUUCGGAUGAAGAUAGCGAGGGAUCGUCUACUGGCGAGUCUGGAGCAGCAAUCAUCACCAUCAAGACGGCCCCACCACCACCACCACCACCGAUGAUGAAUGGGAGGAUUCCCGCACCGCCACCACCACCUCCAGGAGGAUUUACACAGCGUAUCAAGGUAGAACCAACCAACUUCAACGUCAAGCUGAAGAGCAAAGCAAAAUGCGAGCACGUCUCGGUGUCGCCGAAACAGUGCCUGGUCCUAGCUGCUGGCCUUAAGGGUCAAUCCGGCGGCAGAGCAGCAGAAAUGUUUGAAAAGAGGAGAUUAAGAUCAGAACAAUUUGUCCUUGACGAGUCUACAAUAAAGCAUGCAAAACCAUCUUCGUUUAGUAAGCCACCAGGACCGGAGAAGUCAACAACGGCAGAGAUUCAUAUCAAGAAGUUAUCCCCUUGGGAGGCGGCACAAGAAUCACCUGUAGGUUCUGUCUCCAGAGCCUUCCCGAAAAAAGAGGUGAAGAUCCCACCCCCGAUGAAGAUCCCUCCUCCUACUCAGGCCAAGCCUAAACCAGCAGCACAGCUCCCUGCAAAGCCUGGUUUCAAAGCGUCUCGCGACCUCCCCAAGUACCCGGCACCACAGGCCAAGGAUUCAAUACCACUCAAACCAGGGUCAACGCUCCCUAAGGCCAACUUUAAAGACUUUAACGUCAAGCCACGCGGUUGGGGCAGGUCAUCUACCGGUGAUAACCGGUCCGGAUCUCCGGCUUCGUUGAACUCUGAUCAGGGGUCAACUGGUAGAGGCCAGAUCGGAACCAAGCCACUCAAAUACAGCGGUGGUUUUAAUGAUUUCAACCCCAAACCCAGGUUGUUCGGUAUCGAUUCACCAAGGCAUGGUGCGCUUUCACCUACCGUGUCACUAGCCGAGAGCGACGAUUUAUAAAUGUGCGUUCGCCUUUUACACCAGAUAAGCAGAACAUUUUCGAUGGUGGUUUCUAACGAAAGGGGAAAAUCUCUAGGAACACGUUGCUCGACCGCUUUGAAGAUUAGGCACCCAUGACCAUGAGUGACUCUUUAAAAAUUACUUUUUAAAUGACUUUCUGUGAAGUGAUAUAACAAAUCUGAAUGGCAUAGUCUACACAAGUACGGCAUCUUUUCUUGAAGAAAAAAAUACGUUCGGUCAUAGGGGAUAGUUUGGCAAUCGUCUCCAAUGGUGAAGAUGUAUGUACCAUUUUGUUCACAGUGUGCUUCUGUGUAAGCUGGAGGAGAUCAACGCAUUUUCUAGAAGAAUCCCGAACUUUUUCCUGUGACUAUUACUGCUUAAACCAAGUCAGGAAUAUCACAUGUUUUAGCAAGAAUUACCUACUUCGUUCGAUAGAACAGCCUUCAAUCAUAAGUUAUAGAAUUACAUGUACAGUAAGAUACGAUACUUCAUGUAAAUGUACAUAUUUUUGUGCGAGCAGUUUUUAGCCUUGAGCUCAAUAACCAUCGUUGAAACUUACCUGUAACUGAUAUGCAUUUUAGAAUUUCGAAUGAAGUUCUAAAAGACAAUUUAGGACAUUGUUUUGUAGCUCCUCAACCAAAUAAUUGCUAUGAAAACUAUUCCUUCACAUAUAUCUAUAGUAUAAAAUGUAAUUGACCGGCUCGACUUAGACUACAUCGCACUUAUAGUAAGCAAGACUUGUGAGUGUACAAAUUUGUGUUGUUUGUCUACGCUUAUAUUCGUUCAUCAUUGUGUAUUAAACUAUCGUGCAUCGGGGGUUUCUGAAUUCGGUUACGGUGAAAAUAAGCUCUGAUAGAAAAGAAAAGAACAUAAUUUGUCAAUUAUUUUAUGUGUGAUCAUAAUCAACGAAUGUUAGAGCGGAGAAGAUUACAAUUGAUUUCGUUUCUUUCUACUCUACAUUCAAGAGUUUUCGUUCUGAUGCGAUGGUUUGCGGCAAAUAAAAAUAAAAUAGGAAAAAUAUAUGACUGCUUGAGUAGCGUGGAGUAUAAUGUGGAUUGAUAGGGCACUUUGUUCAGCCAACACGAUCGCAAACGCUUUCGAGAAAUCAACUUAAGGGAGAUUUCAAUUCCUUAUUGCAUUGUCUAUGAUGUUUUGAUUACGUAAUAUGCCAUUGUCAUGUUCGCACUUUUUAUGAAAUGACGCACGGGGUCAUUAAUAUCGCCUUGUUAGUUAGGUUGAAUCAAACAUGCCGUUUGCUCGUAGGACUUUGCAUUACGUCAAAAACACAUUUAAAAAGAAGUAAGUGAUAAUGCAUGGCGAUUGUAUCACAAUGUUUAUUGCAAGCUAAGUGUAAAGGAUGACAAAUUUUUAUCACGCGAGUCUAAGAAAAUUAGUCCAGAGUCGUAGUUGAGUUCGAACCCAGGCCACAUUUCAGUUUCGUGUUCAAAUCCUAUGGAUUGUAAUAUUUCUCAGCGGCCUCGUGCCUUGGUACUGCAAGCUUCUACUACGUCACUGGAAACUGUCAUGUACUAUUUCGUAAGAGAGUGACGCUAUAUCUCUGUAAAAUUUAGAAUGAAACAGCAAUAUCGUUUGUAUCGAGCCAGAAGGAUGUUAACCCAUAUAUAUAUUUUUUAACAGAGUUGAAGGAGUUGAUCAUAUAAAUCACCUCACAUCAACGUCAUAUUGUCACAUAAUGUGUGCUAGCUUUCGCCUGACCUGUUCCUUUCUGUGACAUUACAUCUCAUUUUAGAAUUGCUCUAUCUGAAUAUGAUAGGUACAAAUGAAUGCUUGAUCCGAAUGUAUUUGAUGAGAUUGAGUACAGUGCCUUACUUUAUCGGUGAUGAUGCCUUUGUAAUUAUAGUACACAUAUAAAUAUGUAUACCAUAUUGUGUUCAAAUGGAGAGCUAGAGACUGAGUUAUCAUUCAAAAGUGCACUAUUUUUUAAAACAAUACGUACUCAAUAAUCGUGUUUUUGUAUGUAAGUUCUUGCUCCUCUUCCGCGUAUAAUGAUGCUGUACAUUUGAAAAGAAAAUCCGACCUUAUUUAUUUGCUUUUGGAUGCUUGGAAGAUGAUGUUUGGAAAAAUAGUAAAUUGUUAUAUUAUAUACCAUCUGUGUUACAAUAAUACCAUAUGUCUUUGUUAAGUAUGAAUUCGUUUGAAUAUUUUGUAUGUUGAGCAUAUCAUGAUGAGAAGAGUCUAAUAUUAGUUUGUUUUAGAUUGCAAUUGAUUUAUUUCGUCUUGUUUUGAAGAGAUGAGAUACUAAUAAGUGAGUCCAAUAGAAAGGUUCAUGAAUUUGUAAAAUCCUGUCGGAAAGAAUAUAUUGUCAAACAUAUGGUUGUACUUCAAAGGAGAUUGCCAUAGUCCUAUUCUUUUAGAUCGUGUAAACCAAAGAGCUGUCACAUCUGUCCAUAUCGUGUUCACAUUGGUUUCAUACAUGGACAUGUUGUAGUAAAAGUGGGAAUUUACAUAAACGUACGGCAAUAUGAACACGCCCUCUUCUCUCCGUGUUCACAGUAUUGAACACUGUGGCUAGAAAGAUAUCCAUAGAAUGUAACAAUACAGUUUAAAAACAAAUUAUACGUUCACGGUGUUAGCAGUAUGAAUACAUUCUAUCAUCAAAGUUUGUUAACGCUGUUACACAGUGUAAACUACUGUGGGCAAAGUGGGUACAUAUUACUGUGUAACCACAUGAUGGAUCACAAAUGCCGUGCUAGUACUGACAUUAUGAAUCCAUAAUGACCACACUGCGGAAAAAUGAAUAUAGUUUCGGCAACAUGAACACACUUGUUCAACCCGUUUCUUACUGUUUCAUAAGUGAACGCACUGUGGUCGGAAAAAGACAUCACCAUUAAAAGUAACAGCAGAGAGGUUUUUGGACCAGUUUGACAGCGUGGUCAAUGUGGCAGACACGAUUCCCACAUAAAGGUACACUCUGGGUUCGCAAACGUUUCAUAUGGUAACAUACUGUGGGGUGUGGUCAGAAUAGUAAAUGACAGUGUGUGUACAUCACAGUGUGGUCAAACAUAGGAGCUGAAAUACUUCCAUAGGCUGGCAGAUACUAGAUGUAAUUUCACAACGUGUCACUGCGUGCAAUCAAUAAGCGUACGCAUGAAGGCAGUGAGGAUUUGGAGCAUUUUCAUAGUGUCACAGUGUGAACAAAUGUGGUCAUAGUAGCUCAUACUGUGGGACAGUAUAUUCUUUCCGAUGGGAACAUGUUGUAGAGAAUAACAUGGAUGAAAUGAGCAUCUUUUGCAAUCAAUGCUUACAUCUUAAGUCAGGUGUCGCAAUCGUAUUUUGAUGAGAACCUUAAACACAUGACUACACGAAAUAUAGUUGAAAUCUGUUUUAUGCCUAUUUUUUCUUUUGAUAUAAGCUUCACGUUGUGUAGCUUAAUUAUAGGUAGGAGAUUUGAAUCAAUACAGUCUGUUUUGAAUUUUGGAGUGAAUAAACUUUCAAAAAAUGACUCACGGUGUG
This is a messenger RNA of Strongylocentrotus purpuratus (purple sea urchin), 6117 nucleotides long. RefSeq names its product synaptopodin 2-like protein. The transcript is spliced from 7 exons. Lineage: Eukaryota; Metazoa; Echinodermata; Echinoidea; Camarodonta; Strongylocentrotidae. Gene Ontology annotation, biological process: positive regulation of actin filament bundle assembly. The coding region runs from base 148 to 2643 and encodes 831 amino acids. The record is from RefSeq and is a predicted model, not a curated record. Gene Ontology annotation, cellular component: nucleus; Z disc; actin cytoskeleton. Gene Ontology annotation, molecular function: actin binding.